Messenger RNA from Eptesicus fuscus (big brown bat), 2827 nucleotides. It is a transcript of the gene PPARGC1A, whose product is annotated as PPARG coactivator 1 alpha. Gene Ontology annotation, cellular component: nucleus. The transcript is spliced from 13 exons. The record is from RefSeq and is a predicted model, not a curated record. Gene Ontology annotation, biological process: positive regulation of transcription by RNA polymerase II. The coding region runs from base 1 to 2412 and encodes 803 amino acids. Gene Ontology annotation, molecular function: transcription factor binding; RNA binding. NCBI's taxonomy places the organism in Eukaryota, Metazoa, Chordata, Mammalia, Chiroptera, Vespertilionidae.
AUGGAAGAGGCCUCCCCCAGGCUGGAAGAAGACUGGAAGAAAGGCCUUCAACGAGAAUCGAGCUGGCAGUGUGCUGCUCUGGUUGGUGAAGACCAGCCUCUUUGCCCAGAUCUUCCUGAACUUGACCUUUCUGAACUCGACGUGAACGACUUGGAUACAGACAGCUUUCUGGGUGGACUCAAGUGGUGCAGUGACCAAUCAGAAAUAAUAUCCAAUCAGUAUAACAAUGAGCCUUCAAACAUAUUUGAGAAGAUAGAUGAAGAGAAUGAGGCGAACUUGCUAGCAGUUCUCACAGAGACACUGGACAGUCUCCCUGUGGAUGAAGACGGAUUGCCCUCAUUUGAUGCACUGACAGAUGGAGAUGUGACCACUGAGAAUGAGGCUAGUCCUUCCUCCAUGCCUGACGGCACCCCUCCGCCUCAGGAGGCAGAAGAGCCGUCUCUACUUAAGAAGCUCUUACUGGCACCAGCCAACACUCAGCUAAGUUAUAAUGAAUGCAGUGGUCUCAGUACCCAGAACCAUGCAAACCAUAGUCACAGGAUGAGAACAAACCCUGCAGUCGUUAAGACCGAGAAUUCAUGGAGCAAUAAAGCGAAGAGCAUUUGUCAACAGCAAAAGCCACAAAGACGUCCCUGCUCAGAGCUUCUCAAGUAUCUGACCACAAACGAUGACCCUCCUCACAGCAAACCCACAGAGACCAGGAACAGCAGCAGAGACAAAUGCACCUCCAAAAAGAAGCCCCACACACAAUCGCAGUCGCAACAUUUACAAGCCAAACCAACAACUUUAUCUCUUCCUCUGACCCCAGAGUCACCAAAUGACCCCAAGGGUUCCCCAUUUGAGAACAAGACUAUUGAACGAACCUUAAGUGUGGAACUCUCUGGAACUGCAGGCCUAACUCCACCCACAACUCCUCCUCAUAAAGCCAACCAAGACAACCCUUUUAGGGCUUCUCCAAAGCUGAAGUCCUCUUGUAAGACUGUGGUACCUCCGCCAUCGAAGAAGCCCCGGUACAGCGAGUGUCCUGGUACCCAAGGCAACAACUCCAUCAAGAAAGGGCCUGAGCAGUCUGAGUUGUAUGCGCAGCUCAGCAAGGCCUCAGUGCUCACCAGUGGACACGAGGAAAGGAAGGCUAAGCGGCCCAGUCUACGGCUGUUUGGUGACCAUGACUACUGUCAGUCAAUCAAUUCCAAAACAGAAAUACUCAUCAAUAUAUCACAGGAGCUCCAAGACUCUAGACAACUAGAAUACAAAGAUGCUUCCUCCAGUGGGCAGGGGCAGAUUUGUUCCUCCACGGAUUCAGACACUUGCUGCAUGAGAGAGACUCUGCAGGGGAGCAAGCAGGUCUCUCCUUGUAGCACCAGGAAACAGCUCCAGGACCAGGAGAUCCGCGCCGAGCUCAACAAGCACUUCGGUCAUCCCAGUCAAGCUGUUUUCGACGACGAAGCAGACAAGACCAGUGAACUGAGGGACAGUGAUUUCAGUAACGAACAAUUCUCCAAACUACCUAUGUUUAUAAAUUCAGGACUAGCCAUGGAUGGCCUGUUUGAUGACAGCGAAGAUGAAAGUGAUAAACUGAACUACCCUUGGGACGGCACGCAGUCCUAUUCAUUGUUCGACGUGUCCCCUUCCUGCUCUUCCUUUAACUCUCCAUGUAGAGAUUCCGUUUCACCACCCAAAUCCUUAUUUUCUCAAAGACCCCAAAGGAUGCGCUCUCGUUCAAGGUCCUUUUCUCGACAUAGGUCGUGUUCCCGAUCACCAUAUUCCAGGUCAAGAUCAAGGUCCCCAGGCAGUAGAUCCUCUUCAAGAUCUUGCUACUACUAUGAGUCAAGCCACUGCAGACACCGUGCACACCGAAAUUCUCCCCUGUGCUCGAGAUCACGUUCAAGAUCACCCUACAGCCGUAGGCCCAGGUAUGACAGCUACGAGGAAUAUCAGCACGAAAGGCUGAAGAGGGAAGAAUACCGCAGAGAGUAUGAGAAGCGCGAGUCUGAAAGGGCCAAACAAAGGGAGAGGCAGAGGCAGAAGGCAAUUGAAGAACGCCGUGUGAUUUAUGUUGGCAAAAUCAGACCUGACACAACACGGACAGAACUGAGGGACCGUUUUGAAGUUUUUGGUGAAAUUGAGGAGUGCACAGUAAAUCUGCGGGAUGAUGGAGACAGCUAUGGUUUCAUUACCUACCGUUACACCUGUGAUGCUUUUGCUGCUCUUGAAAAUGGAUAUACUUUGCGCAGGUCGAAUGAAACUGACUUCGAGCUGUACUUUUGUGGACGCAAGCAAUUUUUCAAGUCUAACUAUGCAGACCUAGAUUCAAACUCAGAUGACUUUGACCCUGCUUCCACCAAGAGCAAGUAUGACUCUCUGGAUUUCGAUAGUUUACUGAAAGAAGCUCAGAGAAGCUUGCGCAGGUAACAUGUUCCCUGCCUGAGGAUGACAGAGGGACGGUGAAUACCUCACGGGACAGUGCGUCCUCCCCUAACAGACUAUUGCAAGUCAUACUUAGGAAUUUCUCCUACUUUACACUCUGUACAAAAACAAAACAAAACAACAACAAUACAACAAGAACAACAACAACAAUGGUUUACAUGAACACAGCUGCUGAAGAAGCAAGAGACAGAAUGGAUAUCCAGUAAGCACAUGUUUAUUCAUGGGUGUCAGCUUCGCUUUCCCUGGAGUCUCUCGGUGAUGGUGAGUGUGUGUGUGUGUGUGUGUGUGUGUGUGUGUGUGUGCAUGUGUGCCUGGUUUGGGGGAAGUGUGCAUGUGCAGGUGGGGACUGGGGGCUCCUGACCAGAGUGUACCAGGGCAAACCACUUCAAAUGGCAGCAGU